AUGUACGUCGGCUACUUUGGAGCAACCUUGUCGACCUCCCCAUCCUUAAGCCUUCCACCACGUCCGGCUCAUUCGGAAUCUACUUUUGAAUAUCUACCGUUCCAGGAACUGUGGGCAUUUCCUCGGCGCGAGACACAGGAUUCAGUGGACAUCUUCGCAAAAUCUAUUUUUGUACAAGCAGAGAAAGCGAAAGGCAAGUACGUCACCUGUGUCUCUGGUAUACUCACUCAUGAUACUGGAGCACGACUACGGACAAGCCCGCGACAUGCUGCGGACUGGAUCAAAGCGUAUGGAAGUCCCCGUGAAGAAGCGCAUGUUAUCUCAACAUGA
Molecule: messenger RNA, 330 nt
Organism: Penicillium angulare
Lineage: Eukaryota; Fungi; Ascomycota; Eurotiomycetes; Eurotiales; Aspergillaceae
Exons: 1
Coding region: 1-330 (109 amino acids)
Source: RefSeq, a predicted model, not a curated record